CCUCCCAGUCUUGUUUCUGUGCCUGGUUUUAAAAAAACACAACUUUAUUUAUUUAGCAGUUACUAUUUUGUGUCCUUUUUUUUCACUCAUCAUCACAAACGACCUUUUCCUCACAAUGUUUUACAUCUUUCAAAGACCUCCUGAAUGGCUACGUCAAUUUUCGUGAUGGGCUCAUUCGCUUUUCAGCUCCCCCUGCAGGACUGCGGACUGUGCAUCUCUGUGCCAAACUUUGGUCCACGAAACUCAUAAAACACUUGUUCCACAAGCGGAUCACUGGCCUGACUUUAGUCUCAGGCACCAGAUGCCCCCUUCCAGCCCGCCGCGCCUAUGUCCACACCGCCGCGCCCUGGACCACCUGAGCCUCUCUCUUUCCGAACUCUCCGCGCCCUCCAGGCCGCCGUAGACUCGUGGUGACGUUUCGCGGGCGGCGGUGCUGGUUUCCCUGGUGACCGUUGCCGGGGCAGCGCUAGAAGGCGUCCGGAAGAGGUGCUACAGCAGUGGCUGCCAGAAGGCAGGAGUGAGCGCGGGCAAGAUGGCAGAAGACGAAGCCUCUCAGGACACCUUGCGGCUCCAGUUCAAGGCCAUGCAGGAGAUGCAGCACAAAAGGUUACAGAAGCAGAUGCAGAAAAAGAAGGAAAAGGAACUGAGUCUCAACCGCAAAGACGAUGACCAAAAAGAACCCUUGGAGAUCUCCGAUGGCCUCAGUUUUCUCCAGGCUGGGGAGCAAAACUUGAAAAACAGCUUUGAGCAGAGGGUGCUUGAAGAUGAGAUUGAGCAGCUUCGCCAUCAGCUCAGGGAAACAGUGGAUGAGAACGGGCGACUGUAUAAGCUGUUGAAGGAAAGGGACUUUGAGAUCAAACACCUCAAGAAGAAAAUAGAAGAGGACAGAUUUGCCUUCACAGGGACGGCCGGUAUGGCGGGGGACGCCAUCGCCACCAAAAUCGUCGAGCUGUCCAAAAAGAACCGGGUGCUGACGGCAGAGUCGGAGGGCGCAAAAACCAGAGAGAAGCAGCUGAGCAAUCGCACCCAGGAGCUGGAGCGGGAACUGCAGAUGGCCCUCGCCAGGCUGCCAGCCAAGGGGGCCACCGAUGCAGGAGCCAAGCCGCCAAGGACCCAGACGGGAGACAGAGCCUUGCCGGAGACCCCAGAGGUGAAGGCCUUACAGGACAGGCUGGCAGCCAUGAACCUGAAGAUGACUGACCUUCGCAACCAGAUGCAGUCUGUGAAGCAGGAGCUCCGAAUGGCCCAGAAGGUGUUGGCCAGCGAGGUCGGAGAAGAUGUGAGUGUUCAGCAGCUCCUGGCCUCACCAGGGACCUGGAGGGGUCGCGCUCAACACAUUCUCGUUUUGCAGAGCAAGGUCCGAGAGCUUGAGAGACAGUUGGAACAGACCCAGAGCCGGUCUGUGGGGACAGCCAGUGACGAGCUGUCUGUCUGUCCAGACCCAAGGAAGCUGUCGGCACAGGAGAGAAAUCUGCUGAGGAUCCGCAACCUGGAGAGGGAGAAGCAGGAAGGCUGGGAGAAACUUGCCAGCGAGCGGGAUGCCCUGCAGAGAGAGCUGGAAGACCUGAAAAAGAAGUUCGAGGGCGUGCGGUCCCGAAACAAAGUGCUGUCCAGUGAAGUGAAGACCCUCAGGAGCCAAAUGGGGACCCUCCUGGAGAAGGGCAGGCACGACGACGAGCUCAUCGAUGCCCUCAUGGACCAGCUGAAGCAGCUACAGGAGAUUUUGGGCAGCCUGAGUCUGCAGGAAGAAAAGACACGAGCAUCCCACCACCGCCUGGACCAGCAGCUCAACAACGAGGCUCAGCAGAGCAGCAGCCUCGUCGCCCAGUUGCGGGCCAUGGUGGCUGAGCGGGAGGCCAAGGUGCGGCAGCUGGAGCUGGAGAUUGGGCAGCUCAGCGUGCAGCAUCGUCGGCACAAAGGAGUGGGCGAGGGGUCCAGUGAGCCCGAGGUCAGCCCUGCCUACGCCAAGUUCCUGGAGGACCCUGACCUGACCAAGCCCCCGGCCUCGGCAGGCGAUCACGUUGGCAGGCUCGGCUCUUCUCGCUCUGUGACCAGCCUGGGCCACACGCUCGUGGAGUCCGCUCUCACAUGGCCUUCCCUGCCCAGCCCUCAAGGGGCCUCGCCCAGGUUUGUGGACUCCCCAGAACAAAAAGGCUGGCAGGCACAGGUAACAGAGUUCAAGGCUCUGUGGCAGGCCACCAAGGUGGAACGCGACCGGCUCACCGAGUUUGUCACUGUCCUGCAGAAACGGGUGGAGGACAGCAACGGCAGGCUCCUGGAGUCAGAGAGGAAGCUGCAGGAGGAGCGGCUGCGCGCCGUGGUGCUAGAGCAACAUCUGGAGAAGAUGCGCCUGGAGCCGGGGAGGACGCCGGCCUCUCAGAGGGCAGCUUCCAGGAGCAAAGCAGGUCUGCCCGCCUCUAACACCAGGCACAAACCGAAUGAGAGCGAGAGGAAGGACCCGUCUGUCGCCCAGCUCUCCAGCGUGCCCAUGGAGUCCCAGAUGGAGGAGCUGACCACCAGGCUGGCCAUCCAGGUGGAGGAGAAUGAAAUGCUGAAGGCUGCCCUGGCCAGCGCUCUGCGGGGAAAGGAGGAGGACUUCCGUAUGUACCACGAGACCCUGGGCCAGGUGAAAGGGGUCUUCCUGCAGGCCCUGCGGCAGCAGAAGGCGGACAAGCACUAG
Pteropus alecto (black flying fox) is the source of this 2680-nucleotide messenger RNA. It is a transcript of the gene CCDC13, whose product is annotated as coiled-coil domain containing 13. Lineage: Eukaryota; Metazoa; Chordata; Mammalia; Chiroptera; Pteropodidae. Gene Ontology annotation, cellular component: centriolar satellite. The coding region runs from base 533 to 2680 and encodes 715 amino acids. The transcript is spliced from 16 exons. Gene Ontology annotation, biological process: non-motile cilium assembly; cytoplasmic microtubule organization. The record is from RefSeq and is a predicted model, not a curated record.